GGUUUUCCGCGACGAAGAUGGAGGAUGACGACGGUUCGGAAGCACGAGUGGAGGAGAAGGGGAAGCAAUUGGUGGUGGUGCUGAUGGGAGCACCCGGUAGUGGCAAGUCCACCUUCUGCGACGCCGUCGUCGGCGCUUCUCGGAGGCCCUGGGUCCGCAUUUGUCAGGACACAAUUGGAAAUGGGAAAAACCGGGACGAAGGCUCAGUGGUCAAGAGUGCCUUCAGUGCGUUGGAGGAUGGUAAGAGCGUCUUCAUCGACAGACAGCAAGUAGGAAAAUCAAAUCAGAUUUUCUAUAAUAAGCGAAAAAUAUUUUCAAAUUCAUUCUCAGUCGCUGCAAAGCCCUGUGGGACAAAGCUCACAUGUAUUCAAGCUCUGCAUGAAGAGCUCAUGGGCAUCCAUGGCCGUAGCCAUGGGAACCGAUCUGGUCCAGAAGCUGGGGGCAUCCAGUAA
Messenger RNA from Eucalyptus grandis, 452 nucleotides. RefSeq lists its product as uncharacterized. The coding region runs from base 18 to 452 and encodes 144 amino acids. The record is from RefSeq and is a predicted model, not a curated record. Lineage: Eukaryota; Viridiplantae; Streptophyta; Magnoliopsida; Myrtales; Myrtaceae. The transcript has 4 exons.